Messenger RNA from Impatiens glandulifera, 624 nucleotides. Its product is annotated as homeobox-leucine zipper protein HAT22-like. NCBI's taxonomy places the organism in Eukaryota, Viridiplantae, Streptophyta, Magnoliopsida, Ericales, Balsaminaceae. Gene Ontology annotation, molecular function: sequence-specific DNA binding; DNA-binding transcription factor activity, RNA polymerase II-specific. The coding region runs from base 1 to 624 and encodes 207 amino acids. Gene Ontology annotation, biological process: regulation of DNA-templated transcription. The transcript is spliced from 4 exons. The record is from RefSeq and is a predicted model, not a curated record.
AUGGGUAGGAAUGGAGGUGAAGAAGAAGCGUGUAACACCGAGCUUAGGCUGUCCAUCGGAGCUGGUAAUUUCAUGGAGAAUGCUAAGAAGGAUGAAGAAUCGAAAAAGAUGUUGAGAAUGAGUACUUUUGGGACUUCUUUUCCUCUUGGAAUGAACUCAAUGAAUGAAAUCAAUCGUAAUCGGAAUCAAGAGGAGAGUCAAGAUGAGGACGAUGAUGAUGUGGUUGAAUUGGUUGGAGUUGGGAUGAAUAAGGAGAAGAGGAAUCGCACUUCGAUCAAUGGAAGGAAGAAACUUAGACUUAGUCGAGAUCAACUCGGUCUGCUUGAAGAAACCUUCAAACUCCAAAGCACUCUUAAUACGGCCCAGAAACAGGCAUUGGCUGAAAGAUUGAACUUGCAACCGCGACAAAUUGAGGUCUGGUUUCAGAACCGAAGAGCAAGGACGAAGCUGAAACAGACUGAAGUGGACUGUGAUUUUUUGAAGAAAUGUUGCGAAAGAUUGAACAUCGAGAACCAAAGGCUAAGGAAAGAAGUGCAUGAUCUUCGCGCAGCGAGAGCUGCUUCUCAUCCUGGUUUGCUCUAUAAUACUGCAACAACAUCCAAAUCCAGACAUACCUUAAUCUAG